Molecule: messenger RNA, 1414 nt
Organism: Ostrinia furnacalis (Asian corn borer)
Lineage: Eukaryota; Metazoa; Arthropoda; Insecta; Lepidoptera; Crambidae
Product: lipase member I-like
Exons: 8
Coding region: 24-1346 (440 amino acids)
Biological process (GO): lipid catabolic process
Molecular function (GO): serine hydrolase activity; lipase activity
Source: RefSeq, a predicted model, not a curated record
ACCAUUAGUAGUAGUAAUCCAAUAUGGUUGGCUUCAAGGUAGCUGUUCUACUCUUCGGCUUGGCAUCCGCCUCUGCCCUUCCUCAGCCCGCUGACGAAAGGUGGGGCGACCAGCCCUCAUGGUGGCCUGACUCCUUCCCGUGGCCCCCAGCGCUCCCAGACCAGUGGCCUGACAGGCCUGAAUGGUGGCCCGACUCCCUCGCCUGGCCCCCGGCGAUCCCAGACCAGUGGCCUGACAGGCCUGAAUGGUGGCCCGACUGCGCCUCCUGGCCUCCUGCGGUGCCCGAGCAACUCCCUCCCAACUGCUGGCCCGAACACUGGCCCUGGCCCCCGGCGCUACCCGAGCAAUGGCCCGACCAACCCUCUUGGUGGCCUGAUGCGCUCCCCUGGCCUCCAGCGCUACCUGACCAGUGGCCCGACAGGCCCCAAUGGUGGCCCGAAGCGCUCCCCUGGCCCCCUGCUCUCCCUGAGGACAUCCCAUGGCCCCCACCAGGCGUCGACACCGACAGGAUCCCUUACAUUCCCUCCAGGGAUAACCAGUUCCAUCUUUUCACCAGGAACAACCAGUACCUGAGCCAGCCUCUUAUCAUCAACAAUGCUAACCUCCUUAGCUCUUCAAACUACAACGCCGGUCGCAGAACCGUGAUCCUCGUUCACGGCUACCAGGGUUCUGCCACCGCUGCCUUCAAUGCUGUGCUUGUACCUGCUUUCCUCGCCGCUGAUGACGUGAACGUGAUCAUCGUUGACUGGAGCAAGGGUGCCAACUCCCACGUCGCUCUCUCCACCUUCUACUCUGUUUUGUCUGGAAACUUCGUCGCGCGCUUCACAAGAUGGCUGACGCAGCAGUCUGGCGCCAACCUGGCUGACUUCCACAUCGUGGGGCUCGGUCUCGGAGGUCUUAACGCUGGCUUCAUCUCCAGACGUCUGAACAGCGAAGUUGGAUACGUCACCGCCCUGGACCCCUCCGGAGUUCAAAGAUUCAGCGGAUUGCUGCCCGCCCUCAACCCCACAGUCGCGCAGUAUACCGAAGUGAUCCACACCGACGUGCAGGGCCAAGGCUACCGCAACCCCUUGGGGGAUGUCGACUUCUACCCCAAUGGGGGAGGCUACAUGCCUGGAUGUGGCGGCGACAGUGAAUGCAACCGCAACAGGGCCGUUUACUACUUCGCUGAGUCUAUCCAGACCGGUGGCUUCACCGGGAUUGAGUGCGCCUCCCACCAGGAAGCUCUUAGCAGCAGCUGCAACGGAGCCGGCAGACUGAACCUUGGUGGACUUGCUCCUAAGACUGGAUCCAAGGGUGUCUACUGGGUUGGCACCAACGCCUCUCCCCCCUUCUCCCAGGGCUAAGCUUCGUUCAAUUAGUUAUUUAUUAAGCUUCUAACUAAGGAAUAAAUAAAGAAAUGCUUUGCUCUGAA